GUAAUAGAAUAUAGGAAGUUUUAUUUUUGCAAUCAUUAUAUUUCAUGUACCGAAUUUUAUUGUCGUGCAUUUCAUGCCUUACGGAUCGAGAAUUUAAUCGUGCUUACUAAGAAUUUUGCACGUUUAAAAAAUAAUUAUGUCUUCACGUAAGAAAAAUAAAAAAACCAAGGGACAGACUCUUGCAUUAACGGAGUUUUUGGGAGGAGUCCCGACAGUCCCAAUCAAGUCAACCAACUGGGCUGACGAUGUUGAAGACGAACAUGAUCUUGGGUCGUACAUGUCAAGAAGCAAUAAAGAGCCGGUUGUUUUACCAACGGCCCCUCGAGCAGCUCGUGGACCAGGAGUUGAUGAAGAGAAUAUCCCGACGAAUCCACCUUACGUUGCUUAUAUUUCAAAUUUGCCUUACGAUGUAGUUGAAUCAGAUCUUGCUGAUUUCUUUGAAGGCAUGGAGGUAUCUAAUAUGCGUCUUCCCAAAGAUUCAACCAAGCUACGAGGGUAUGGUUACGUUGAAUUCGCAGAUCGUCAAAGUCUUAUUGAUGCUCUUUCAAUGAGCAAUACGAUGAUCAAAACAAGACGUGUGAGAAUCGAGGUAUCUAAUAGCAGCAACGAUGAUCGUCGUGGUGGCGGACGCAUGGGAAUGGGUCGUGAUAAUCGGCGUGAUGGAUACGACGAUCCGGAACGAACCGCGGGAGAUUGGCGUAGCAAGCCCCGAGAAGAACCAUCUGGUGGAGACGAUCGUUUCCGAAGUCGUGGAUUUGAUGCUCGCGAACGACGGGGAGAGGAUCGUGAAAUUGAUAAUAAACCCGGCGGUUGGCGGGAGGGCGAGCGCAGUGCUCCAGCUUUCAGCGAGAGACGUGGUUUCCGUGGUGGUGAUGAUGAUAAACGUGGAGGUGGAUUCAGGGAUGAGGAACGCGGUGGCAGUUCAUCUUUUGGUGACAAACGUGGAUACCGCGAUGAUGACAAACGUGGAUUUAGGGAAGGAGGAGAAGGUCGUCGUGGGUAUCGAGAUGAUGAUGGCCGUCGUGGUGGAUUCAGAGAUGAUGAAUCUAAUUCUAGUACUUGGCGUUCUGAACCAUCUGCUCGACCGGUUGCUGAUAAUCCUCCAUCCGCUGAACCACGGACAAGGCCAAAAUUGAACUUGCAGCCACGUACUAAACCGAUAGAACCGAUUGCUGUAGUAGAACCAAAGGUAGAAGAGGAAGAAGUUAAACAAGGAGAAACAGAAGCAGAAGCAACUCCGGCUCCAGCACCAGUACCAUCAGCUAAUAUUUUUGGUGCUGCUAAACCCGUUGAUACUACUGCCCGAGAACGCGAAAUUGAAGCACGUCUUGCUAAGGCUUCAUCUGAGAAAGCAAACAAGUCUGAUGAUGGAGAAAACAAAGCCUGGCCGAAGCGCAACGGAGAAGGUCGUGGUGAUCGUGAAAAAGAAAAGCCACGAUCCGCGUGGCGCUCAGAUCAAGAUUCUAACAGAGGAAGGCCAGUGGACAGACGUCAGGAUCCUCCUCGAGGCAAUACCUCUGGUCGUUACGAACAACGCGGUGACUCUCAAGGAGAUUCAAAGAGUCACAAUUCACGAUCUGGUAAUUAUCGUGGUGACGGUAAAUCCACUGACUCUCGUCGUCAUCCCGAGAGAGAACGUAGAUCCAAAGAUCGAGAAGAUAACGUUCCACCAAUGCCGAAAGCCACUGAUGAAGAAACUCCCAAUUUUGUGGCUUCCAAUAAAUAUUCCAUGCUACCAGAAGAUGUGGACACUGAUAACAUCGAUAAUUAGUUUGCUCAUUCAUGAUUAAUUAAAAUUGUGCCACAAUGAUCAUGAUCUACAAUUUGUUUUAUCUGCAUUGAUCGAUUAACAUAUAACAGCGUACGGUUUACGACUAAACAUGUGAACUAUCUUUCGUUUUUUUUUUCUUUGAUUAAUUUCACUUUACAUUUUAUAUUUUCGUUUAUUUUACAACUUAUGUUAUUGAUGAUUAUUAUUAAUAUUAUUAUCAAUAUUAUUAUUGUGUACCUAUUCAUCAAUUUAUUCAUAUAGAGUGAUCGUCGAUUGUUUAUUGGAAAUAAUUUAUAAUAAAAUAAUAAAAAAUACAAAAAUUUAUUAAAUAUAAAAAAAAAAAAAACAAAAAUACAAAUAACGCUAAUAGCUUAAAAGCCUAAUUUUGGGGAAACUUGAAUUUGUAUCUAAUGAAUAGUUUCUUUAUAUGUAUUGUACAAUAUAUCUGAUGUAAAUGUAAUA
Cotesia glomerata is the source of this 2233-nucleotide messenger RNA. It is a transcript of the gene eIF4B, whose product is annotated as eukaryotic translation initiation factor 4B-like. Bases 137 to 1771 code for a protein of 544 amino acids. The transcript is spliced from 8 exons. Gene Ontology annotation, molecular function: RNA binding. The record is from RefSeq and is a predicted model, not a curated record. Lineage: Eukaryota; Metazoa; Arthropoda; Insecta; Hymenoptera; Braconidae.